GAAAUGCUUUCUGAAAGCGGCUUGUUUUUGAAGGGUGUGCUGCUGGGAAGCGCUGUCUGUGUCUUGAUCGCUGCACUAGGACACGUGGGGAUUGGUUAUGGGCCUAGGAGGGACCGCCACAAGCAUCGGCACCUGCAGGCCCCUAAGGAAGAAGGCAUCUUGAAAACCGCAGGGGAUGAACGCGCGGAGCCCAGCAAGAGCUCCCGGGUAUACUGCGUCGUCCUCGUGAGGCCCAGAGAUGUGAGUCUUUGGGCUGCAGUGAAGGAGACCUGGACCAGACACUGUGACAAAGCGGAGUUCUUCAGUUCUGAAGAAGUUAGAGUGUUUGAGUCAGUCACCUUGCACACAGACUCCAUGUGGUUGAUGAUGGGCAGAGCUUGCAAACACGCCUUUUAUAAGUACAGAGACCGUUACAGCUGGUUCUUCCUUGCACGACCCUCAACGUUUGCUAUUAUUGAAAACUUAAAGUAUUUUUUGUUAAGGAAGGAUCCAUCACAACCUUUCUAUCUAGGCCACACUGUAAGAUCUGGAGACCUCGAUUAUGUGGAUAUGAAGGGAGGCAUUGUCCUAAGUAUUGAAUCAAUGAAAAGACUCAUCAGACUUCUCCUUUUCCCUAAAAAGUGUUCUGAACUGGGAGCGAUGAUUUGGAAGAUGUCUGAAGACGAGCAGCUAGCAGUCUGCCUGAAAUCCGCUGGAGUGUUUGCAGGAAAUGCAGAAGAUUCUGAAGGAAGAGAUAUAUUUAAUACCAAAUCUGUUAAGCUUUUAAUUAAAGAGGCAAUGGCUAAUCAAACCAGCCUGGCAGUAGAAGGAUGUUGUUCAGAUAUGGCUGUUACUUUUAGUGGACUGACUCCUAGUCAGAUGCAUGUGAUGAUGUAUGCGGUAUACCGUCUUAGGCCAUUUGGGCAUAUUUUCAAUGAUGCGUUGGUUUUCUUACCUCCAAAUGGUUCUAACAAUGACUGAGAAAUGAAACAAAAGCAUGUAUAUGAUCGCUGUAUAGGACAUGUGUUGUCAUUAUCUGUAGUCACAACUACAUAUCCAACACAGCAAUAUGUGUCUUUUUUUUUUUCUCUUUUUCAGUUUGGUGACACUGGUUGAAUCUCACAUUAAAAUUUAGUAGUACAUUUUUAAAUAGGGUGGGUUUUUUCCUUAAAACAUAUAUGAAAAUUUCAAACAUGUUGGAAAGAUGUCGUAAGAAUAAUUUUGCAAAUCAAACAUUUACAAAUAGCUUUAUGUGAUGAACUAAGCUAUGGACAUUAAAAUCUGUGGCACAUAUUUUUGCUGAUUGGUUAAAAAAUGUAAUAUGUCUUUUUAGCUUUCUAAGAUAUGCAGAUGAAUCUCUAGUUGUGAAUUUGUGAUUCAGGUAAAACUUUUAGCUGUGUUUCCAUUACUUUUAAUGUUGGUUUAUGUUCUAAGCCUCUGCAAGUGCCAAUGACUUGGCUUUCUCAAAAUACACAGCCAACAAAGGAAAUGUUCCCAACCAAUGUAAAAGUGGAAGUUGAAAUCUAUCCUUGAGAGACAAAGUGACAAUU
Molecule: messenger RNA, 1529 nt
Organism: Miniopterus natalensis
Lineage: Eukaryota; Metazoa; Chordata; Mammalia; Chiroptera; Miniopteridae
Product: C1GALT1-specific chaperone 1-like
Molecular function (GO): N-acetylgalactosaminide beta-1,3-galactosyltransferase activity
Source: RefSeq, a predicted model, not a curated record